AUGAAUAGGGAAGUUAUAAUUGAACCUGUUAACUUAAACAUGGACAUAAAACGGUUCACACCAUCCCAAAACUCAUCAAUUCGCUCCCAAUGUUGGGAAAUCGAUGGGAUAAUGGACGUAAUUCAGAUAACUUUGGGACAAAGAGAUUUGGCUAUAAUUUUGGCUAUUUACGCGGAUAACAUCGGGGAAGGAAAGCUUCUCGAUUUAUUCCCCGUGCCAAUUAUACGAUCACCAACCGGAAACGUCCAGGAAUCCGACGAAACCGUCCGGACUUUAGAAGCUUUUUUCUGCGAACCGAAACAAAAAUAUAUUAACACGAAAUUUUCAUUCGACGGCGUUAGUUUGUUAUUAUUUUUCGAUUCCGGGGAACUUUUAAGUUCGCCUAUUCGAGAUUUAAACCACGGAUUAUGCAAAUUCGAAAUCGUUGAGGUCACAACUUGUUGCGUUUUGUAUACUGAUGGAAGUAUUGAUGGGAAAUUAUCCGUUGAUGGGUUGUGUAUCGAAGAAAUCGGACCGGACGUUAAUGUUUAUGAUAAAGGGAUUCUUCAAUCCCCAGUUGAUGAUAACAAGAACAAUAACUGCAAUAUAACCGUAAAUAAACCACCAAUAAUCGAUUUGACAUUCCAUCAAACCAAAAAUAGUGAUAAAUCCAUCGAUAUCAUCAUCGGUCGCUUAAGUUUAACCCUUUCAGUUCCAUUUUCUGAAAAAAUGGCGAUGUUUAUCGUUGAUUGUCUCCCUAAAGACACCCUAGACAUCGGGAUAAUUAAUCACGGUUAUGUUAGCGACCAAACCAACGAAAACGAAAUCCCAAAAGCGAUUCCACACAGCUUAACAAUCGCUUUAAGGAUAAAUCGUCCCGAAUUUAUUUUUGUGGUUGAAACAACUUCGAAUAAACGGCGAUAUUUUAUAACAAAAACCGAAAUUUUGUCGGAUUAUUCAAGACAUGGUACUCGAUUAAGUCUUGUUAUUUCAUUAUCGGGAUUGCAUUCCUCGUUUUACGACGUUGGAAUUCACGCAAUGGAACCUUAUUCGAUUCUAAAACAAUGCGAUGUUGAACUUUCGAAAUCGUUUAGUGAAGAAAAAGGGGAUAAAAUUACCACGUCGGUUUCUUCGAUCCACAUUCAAUUAUGCAAUCGAGUGGUUUACGCCAUUAAUGAUAUAUUAAACGAUAUCGUUGAACAUUUUAAACUCCCAGACGAAGUCCCCGGUAACAAAUUGAAACGUUUAGAAAGUAAAGAAAAAGAAAUUGAAGAUUUAUGGGAACCGAAACAUUUAAAUGAAUACGUUUGUAAAGAAGAAUUCGUUGAAAAACCACCAUCCCACAUCUACAGGGAGUUAUUUUUGUUACCAAAAACCGAAAUGAUAUUAAUUUUAGAGUUAGAAGAAAUCCCCGUUGUGUUAAUAAAAACGUCAUUGGAAGUAACAAUGUGCGAUUGGUCAACACUUUUAAAUUCAACUUGCGAAUUUACAAUUCAAGCGAAUUAUUUCAAUGAUAAUUCGCAAUGUUGGGAACCAGUUUUAGAUCCGAUUGUGAUGGACGAUUACGAAUAUAAACCUUGGGAAGUAAUCAUAAAAAUUUUUCAAGACAAAUCAUUACCGAUGAUGGGUAAUGUUGAAACGAAAUCGAAAAAAUCAUCAAAUUUAAAAGACGCCGGGAAUAAAAAGAAUUCUUCCCCGAGUUCUAGCGACGAGGAAAGUGGCGAGGACAUGAUUUAUUUACAACCAUCGAAUUCGUUCCAUACGAGAAGUAAUCGAAAAGUUAAAACUAGCUUAUCAACAUUUUUAGAUGACUCGGAUUCGGAAAAUGAAGAUGGAACGAUGGAAAAAUUAGCGGCUGCCAUUUCGGAUUUAUUCACUGGUGAUUGGAAUGAAAGUGAAGCAUCAGAUUCUGAUCAUUCUAGUGAAGGUGAUGAAGAUGAUUCCGAUGAAGAAGAAGUGAAACCAAAACAUCCCGAUGCUUACCCACAAAAAAAUUAUAAAAAAUCAACUUAUUUUUUAAUCGACGCUAAAGAUAUCUUAAACAUUACAGUAACCUCUACAUUUUUUAAAGUAUUAAACGAGUUGUUUACGGUUUAUUCGAAUAAGACAUUAUCAAUAACUUACGAUAAAUCGAUUAAUAUCGUAAACGAUAUAGGUCCCUUAACGAAAGUCGAACUUUUUGAGAAUAAAGGAACGAAAUCGGUUGAAAACUCAACGUUGGUGUGUUCAAAAACGUACGAGAUGCAAGAUUCGUGUCCGAACAGCCCGACGAAAAGUGUUUAUUUAAGCACCGAUUUCUUGGAUGAUUUGGAUGAUCGCGAUAGUUACACCGAUGAAACCAACAAAGAUAUCGAAAUGAAUAUAGAUUUAGAACCAAUUUCGAGUUUGGAGUUUCCUAUUGAUACAACAUCGAAUUUGUAUGAAAAAAUCAAUAAACAUCAUUUAAAAAUUCACGUCCCCGGUUUUCAACCUGUCCAAACGUGUUGUCCAAAAAAAUCUUGGGAGAAAUUGAUGCGGCUACACGGUGUAUCAACGAGCAAAAUUUAUUACUUACUUGCGAAGCAUAGUGUUAAUAAACAUGGGAGACAAGUUGCCGUUAGCUCUCCAUUACAGAUUAAAAACGAAACUUGUUUUGCUUUAAGCAUUUUAUAUCAACCUUCAGUUUUGCAACAAAUGAACUUGGAACCGGUGGGAGAUGUGAUGAAUCCUUUUGAAACCACUAUGAGGAUUGCGGUUUUGGAACCUCACGAACGAUACAAUGUACCACUUUAUAUUGCGUAUCAUUGUAAAUUGUUUAUUCAACCAGCUUAUGCAGAAGGUCAUUACGUUUCUGAUGCAGGAAUAUGGUGGCAAGACUUCACGACGGAACUCGAUACAGCCCAUAAUUUCCAUUGCAGCCCCAAAACCGAUUCAAACCUCGAAGUGUUCUCCCUACGAGUAAUCCUUCGUAAGCACAUCGAUACCAAAAAAUCCCAAUCCCAUUUCAUCCCCAAUUACGUAAUCCACCUUUUACCCCCAUUAAUCGUCCAUAACUACCUCCCAUACACCUUAGAGGUCGAAAAUAUCGACUUGAAACAACACCUCAAAGUUGAACCCGGCGAAAAAUCAAGCGCUUAUUCAUUAAAUUUAUCAAAAGACCAAAAAUUGUUGGUGAAAGUGUGUGGGGCAACAUUAAAUUGGUCCGGUGUUUUAAAUCUUACAACUCAUUUGGAUGAAAAAAUUUUGCAUUUAGGAGCCGAUGUUAAAGAGGAUGGGAAUGGUGGUAAUAAAAGUUUGAUGGUUCACGUUAAAACGGAUCGAGAGGGAAGUGUUGAAAUGUUUUUCUUUUCACCUUAUUGGAUUGUUAAUAAAACUGGUCUUCCUCUUUAUAUAAAAGCGUCAUCGAGUAACGUUGUUUAUGAAUCCACGAUUGGUCAAGAGAUUUUAUUGUUUUCUUACAAACGCCACGGGAAGCAAUCUUUAAAUUUAAAGGUUUUUGAAUCGGAUUGGUCAAACGAUUUUGGAAUAGAAUGCGCAGGAACAACCGGGCUAAUUGUUUGUAAAGAUAACCAAAGAAAAAAAAAGUACGCAAUCUUAAUGUCGAUCCAUUUAUCGCAAAUCGCGCCAAAACACACUAAAAUAAUCACUUUUUACCCCAACUUCCUCAUUAUAAACAACACAUUAAAAACAUUACGAUUCAUGGAGGAAAACGAAAAAUCCGAUUUAUGGAUUGAUUUACCUCCAAGUCAAUGCGUCCCUUUUUGGCCGGAAACAACAUCGAUGCAAAUGUUUGUUAAAUAUCGCGAUAGCAAAUUAAAAUCGCAAGGAUUUUUUAUUUCGACGAAUCAUCAUACUGUUUUAAGGAUGGAUAAAGGGACCGCUAUUUGUGUUGAUGUCACCGGGGGAAAAACCGAGAGCUUUAAGAUUUGUUUUAAUGAAUACAAAGAUGGGGAUGCCCCGGUUUACAUUAAAAAUUUGUGUGGGGAUUUAUUUUUGAAGAUUCAACAACAAGGACAAAGGCAAGUUACUUUGUUGAAUCCGUAUCACUCGAUGGUUUAUACUUGGGAUGAUCCUACUAAGCCGAGAAUGAUGUUGUGGAAUGUUUAUAAUAAUAGAGGGGUUGGAUUUAAUAUUGAUGUAUCUAAAGAUUGUUAUGGGGAAGAAAAAAUAAGCUUUCACAGUGUAACUUAUGGAGCAAACCAAAACCAACUAAAAUCAGAAAGUUCAAGCAGUGAGGAUUCCGACAGUUGCGAUAGCGUAAAAACAACUUUAAAUAAAAAAGUCCGUAAAGAUAAAGUAAUAAUUUACUACAUUUGUUAUCGAGAUGGUUUAAAAAAGAUUCUAAUUUUUACCCAAGAUCAAAAAGUUUAUAACGACAUUUUAAAAGACGCGUUUAUGGAACAAUGCGAUUUCGAAUGUUUACUUUCAUUGGCAGGAAUUGGAGUUUCAUUUUUUACAACAACCCAACCGACAAAAGAACACAUUUAUUUAUCGAUGGCCGAUUCCCCCGCAAUUUGGGAAGUCAACGUCGGCCAUAAAUGGAAAACUUUAACUUUAGAAUUAGCUUCAUGGAUCGAAGACAAAUAUCGAUUACCAUAUAAAAAAUGUCAACUCAAAGAUUACGUUCACAUCGAUUUCGAAAAAAUGUUCAUGCUAAAACCGUUCUUUGCCGAAUUAAAGCGAACUUACAAUCCGGCCCUUUACGUACAAUUCAGAAAAUCGCAAACGUAUCAAUAUUUUUGUGCGAAAAUUCAAUCGGGGCAAAUUGACAAUAAGCAACCGACAACGUCUAAUGACCCAAUUACUUUGAAUCCGAUGCCGUGUGAGGCGAUUAAAGCGAAUUCGGUGAUCGAAUUUUCGUUUUUUAAGAACGUUGCGAAAACGAUGAGUGUUUAUAAAAACGUUCAGUUGGUUUUUGGGGAUUUUUAUGUAAAUUUAGAGGGUGGAUUGGUUAUGGAAUUAGCUAAGUUAAUGACUGAGCAUAAAAAAUGGAUUCAAGAUGGUGCUGUAGCCUUUAGAAAUGAUUUGAGUUCGAUUCGAGUUCCUGUCACUGUAAUUAAUAAGGACUUAAUCACACCUAAUUCCUUAGUGGAGAACCUCACAAUGAGCCAAAUCGGAAUCAAACUAAACAUUUCCCACAAAAACCAAAAUAAUUGUAACGGAUACCCUUUCACAAAACUUUUAGAUUUCAUAUUUCCCGCCAAUUUAUCACCUUACAUGCCCAACGAAGGAGUGAGACACAAAAUCUCAGCAUUUGAACUUAUCGACACAAGAAUAACCUUUUUCGGGAUGCUCUCCGAAAUUUGGAACCACUUUUCAACGCAAUUCCUCGAACAAUAUUAUUCGCAAGUCUUAGGACAACACGUUUUGGUUAAUCCUUACAGCAUUCAAGCGAUUCCAUCGCACGAAAAGUCGCAAAAUGAAUUUGAUAAAACCUCCUCGAUCAUUUUAUUCGGAUGUCGGUGCUUUUUAGGGCACGUAAAUAUGUCUUCGGUCGCUUUGGAACAAUGCAUCGUUGAUAUCUUCGCAAAUCAAAAUAUCGAGAACAUCCAAAGAUUUCGAAGACAUAAUUCUUAUCAUAAACCUAGUUGUAUCCCGAAAUGUAUCACAUCUUCUUCGAAAAAUUUCAAUCCCGGUGUUAUUUUAGCAUUGGAACAAAUUAUUAUUAGAAAUCAAAGUGGUGGAUUACAAUGUGAUGGUGAAAUUUUCUUUAAGAGUACUGGAAAGGCUUUGCAUUCAUUAAUAACUCGCCAUCCAGAUGAUAAAUCAAAUUGCGUCCAAGUUGCUGUUGAAGCCCUGAGAAGAGCUGCAAAUUUGGGGGAACCGGUUCGGAUUCAUCAAAGACUUACUCGAUAUUUUAAUAACUAUUUAGGAUUGAAACCAUUUUCUGCGUAUGAAUCGAUGGGGCAUUAUCUUUUAGAAACGAUUUGUACCAAUCGGUUUAAAAACGAUACGUAUUGGGCGCAUUGCGCUUUGGAUCGCGUUGGAAAAUCGAUCGUUUUGGUUAGUUUGGAGCAUGUUAUUCGCGCCAAUAAGUGUAGGAUGUGGGGUUCGUGGGAAUUGGAGUGGGUUUUGGAUUUGGAUGAAGUCGUUUCUGUACCGCAAUUGAUUGGAAAUGAAUUGAUUUUUAAUAUAAGACAGGGCGAUGUAACCUUUGAAAAUUCUUACUCCGAUAACAAAUUAACAUUAACUGGGCACAAAGUGAUGUUACAAUGGCUCCAAGAAAAAAUUGAGCAAGCGAUUGUUGUCAGUAUGGAAGAGAAAUCUUGGACGGCUACAGAAAAUUAAAAAAAUAAAUAAAUAUAUUUUUUUCUGUGCUUAUUGUAUAUGUCUCUCUAUACGGUUAACUGUUGUAAUAAAUAAAAGUAUAUUCCCUUAUUAAA
Messenger RNA from Onthophagus taurus, 6341 nucleotides. NCBI's taxonomy places the organism in Eukaryota, Metazoa, Arthropoda, Insecta, Coleoptera, Scarabaeidae. The record is from RefSeq and is a predicted model, not a curated record.